ACUGUGGGCGCCGCCCUGCGCGCGGGGACGCAGGGCGCGGAGCGAGGCCCCUCCUCGCGCCGAGGCAUUGAGCGCCUUUUUCCUCGUGCCUGGGCACGUGGCGGGCGGUGAGGGGCCGUGAGGUGCUGGCUGCUCGAGCUCUCGUAGCGCCGGCCGUGCUGGCUCUGGAGGCGGCGGCGUGGUGGUUGAGGUCCACGUGCCGGUGCUUCCCGGCCGGCAGGGUCUUCAGCAUCUGGCACAGUUCCUGUUGAGCUCCGUCAGGUUGAUCGGGGAUGGCCGCCAGCAGUGACAGCAUGCGGAGGGCUGGGUCGGCUCUCUGUGAGCCCGCAGAGGAGAAGGCUGUGCUGGUGCAGGCUCCCGCCCGGCUGCUGAGCCCCGCGGCUGUAAGGCUCGGGCUCGCGCCUUCCCAGGGCCGGCACGAACCGAGCGCCCUGAAGACGAGAGAAAACCCAGCGAUGUCUUUGCCUCGCCCAGCCCGCCCGUCCCCAGAGCCAGCAGUGGUGCAGGACGCGUGGCUGGCAGACUUCGUUGAGGGGUACCAGAAGGGCGCAGUUCACCCGGUGUCAGCCCUGCACUGCUUUGCACAGAGGUACAGCAUGCAGCUGGAUUUUAAAGAGACCGGUGUGGCAGGACGCGCCAUAAGUCCUUAUUUUGGCAUUAGUGCUGUGUUGGAUGGUGUUUACUACAAGACUGGAUUAGGAAGAAGCAAGAAGGAGUCUAAGCAGAAUGCAGCUAAAUUGGCUCUUGAUGAGCUACUGAAGUUGGAUUAUAUGGUGGCACCAGCUUCUGGAAAGUCAAGUCCUCCCCGUAUUCUGGUUGAGCCUGAAACUCCAGCAAGCUCUAUUGAUGUUUCAAGGAUCAGUUUUGAAGGACAACACCAUAUAUAUCAGAAAUUUUCGCAGACAGUUGAAGGAGUGUUUAACAGCCUGACUGCUGAACAUCCUGAGUACCAAAGCUGUGGCAGUUCACUGGCUGCCUUCAUCAUUGAGAAAGGUGGAGAGCAUAAAGUCGUAGCUCUAGGAACAGGAGACUGUAAUUACAGCAAUGAUUAUUCACCUGAGGGAAGAGUGGUGCACGACAGCCAUGCCAUCGUUACUGCACGACGUUCUCUUCUCCGAUAUUUUUAUCGACACCUUUUGCUGUUCUAUAAUGAAAAUCCAGCACACAGAGAGCAAUCCCUGUUUUGCACAGCACCUGACUCGAAGCUGCUUACCCUAAAGCGGAAUAUAAAUAUCUAUCUCUAUAUGAAUCAGCUGCCAAAAGGAUCUGCUCAGAUAAAAACACAGUUAUGUCUUAAUCCACAUUCUCUAACUGCUUGCCAAGCUGCUGAAGAGCUGUGUCUCCAUGUUGCUAUAGAAGGCAAAGUUUAUCUUUCUCUUUCUUGUCCUUCUAAAACUGUGAGAGUAAUCAGUAUGUCAGCUAGUGACAAGUUAACAAAAUGGGAAGUGGUUGGUGUUCAGGGAGCGCUGCUGAGUUACUUCAUUGAACCAGUGUAUAUCAACACUAUUCUUGUAGGAAAUGGAAAUUGCAGGAGUUUGAAGGGGUUAGAAAUAGCUAUAAGACAACGUAUUGACGAUGCGCUCACAGCAAAGCUUCCAGUGCUUUACGUGGUCAACAGAUCGUUUACUUACUUGGUGAACACCGUACAACCAAUUCAAGUGAAUUUGAAACAGAGGUCUCUCAGUUUGAAUUGGAUGUUGUCAGAUGUGCAGCUGGAAGUUGUGGAUGGGCUAAAUGGAAAAGUCACUGAAAGUUCACCGUUUAAAAGUGGCUCUUCCAUGGCGAGCCGCCUUUGUAAGGCAGCAAUGCUGAGUCGUUUCAAAUGCCUGGCUGGGCGAGCAAAACGAACUGACCUGCUUCAGGUUGCUACGUACCAUGAAGCUAAGGUCAAGUCUAAUUUGUAUCAGGAAGCUAAAAAGUUGCUGCACAGCUACUUAGAGCAACAUGGUUAUGGAUCCUGGAUUGUGAAGUCUCCGCAUAUUGAACAGUUCACUGAAUGAUUGCAAGAUGGAUUGUAUGUGGAGUCCGUUUUCUUUUGGUAAAAUGAGAUACUAAGUAGUAGAAAGUUCAGCUGUUAGUCAAGUGUUUAACUGUUGGGUUCAUGUUCGCGGUGAGAAAAUUGUUGAGCAUAUGUGUCCAACCUGCUAGUUUUAUAAUUUUGUUGCCCACUUUUUUUUUCUUGUUUAAUAAAAAACGCAGUUUUGUUACUUACGUUUACUAUGUUAUGUAUCUUACAUGCAACAAGAAAGUUGAUUUUUUUUCACACUGUGGCCCAGGCAAGAUAAAAGGUUGGACACCCGCUGCAUCUGCAUGUUGUAGAGCUUCCUACUUACUUGUAGUUAUUAAACUGGCUGUAACAGUGAAGUUUUUUCACAGGUAGGAGUAUGUAGCAGCGUUGCAUGUCUGUUUUGUUUUGCCUUCCAGCAUCACUUCAUUCCCUCCCUACAGUACAGAGUCACUUAUGUGCUUAAGUUCCUGCUAGUUGACUGUGCCUCAAACUUUUUGUAUGCCUUUUUCAUAACUCUUUUUUGGGGGGAAAUCAGUAAAAGUAGGAUUUCUGUAAUAAAUAGAUAAUGAUUCCUGUGUAUUACUUUUGGAAAGCAGUAUUGACUGUGCUCUAGCUGGAGGUGUCUUCUGUUAGAUACGAUUUUUGUUUAGCGUGGGUUCAUCACGUGUCUUGUAAUUCACUACGUGCUGUUUGUGGUCUUUGUAUUUCAAAAAGUGAAACUGAAUUAUCAAGCUGUUACUCACCUGUUUUGUGAUGAGCUGUGACACUCUUCACUAGUGAGUUUAAAUCAUCAUAAAGAUUUCAAAACUGUAAUUAAAAAUAGUAUGAUGUAGAAGUCACCAGUAACGAGGUUCCUUCAGUUUUUGGAGCUCCCUUAACAGCUGUCAGAUGUGAUUGUUGGACACCUUCUCCCACAGAGUACUUAAUUGGUGUACUUGUUCAUCCUUCCAAAAUUGUUUCUGUAUGGAAUAGUCUGAAAAGUGUUGCUUAUUGAGAGGGAAAUUGCUUCCUUGUAAAUUACCAUAAUAUUACAGUGACAAUUUGGUAAUGUUUGGGUGUUAACCAUCAUCUAGUUUUUUUUCAGACUGUUUUGUGUGUUGUGAAAUACUCGUGUAUUGAUGCUAGAUUCUGUGCUGUUUGUGUUUCUUGAUUUUUGUAUUUCAUACAAAUUUGGGAAGCUGUUAUGUCAAGUUCCUGUAUAUCAGUAAUAGUUGAAUUUUUUGUUUCUUACUGUAAGAUAAUUAUAAAACAAGACUUGACAGUG
Lagopus muta (rock ptarmigan) is the source of this 3272-nucleotide messenger RNA. RefSeq names its product adenosine deaminase domain containing 1 (gene ADAD1). Lineage: Eukaryota; Metazoa; Chordata; Aves; Galliformes; Phasianidae. Gene Ontology annotation, biological process: adenosine to inosine editing; RNA processing. Gene Ontology annotation, cellular component: cytoplasm; nucleolus. The record is from RefSeq and is a predicted model, not a curated record. The coding region runs from base 273 to 2000 and encodes 575 amino acids. Gene Ontology annotation, molecular function: double-stranded RNA binding; tRNA-specific adenosine deaminase activity; double-stranded RNA adenosine deaminase activity. The transcript has 11 exons.